Molecule: messenger RNA, 1218 nt
Organism: Prunus avium (sweet cherry)
Lineage: Eukaryota; Viridiplantae; Streptophyta; Magnoliopsida; Rosales; Rosaceae
Source: RefSeq, a predicted model, not a curated record
AUGCAUGAUAUUUGUAAUUACGACACAUACUUCAUUCAGAAGUAUGAUGCUGUUGGAGUUCUGGGUCUUCUCCUGGAGCAAAAACUUACAGCUGCUUUGCGGAUGCUUGCUUAUGGGGCAUUUGCAGAGCAGGUGGAUGAGAUUGCAAGGAUGGGAAAAUCAACUAUCCUAGAGUGCUUGGUGAGAUUCUGUGAUACAGUAAAAAAUCUCUACACGAGGGAGUACCUUCGCAAACCUACUCCUUGGGACCUCCAAAGGCUUCUGCAAAAAGGUGAGGCUCGAUGUUUCCCAGGAAUGAUUGGAAGCAUCGAUUGCAUGCACUGGCAGUGGAAGAAUUGCCCAACAGCUUGGCAAGGAGACUAUGGAAAUCGAAAGGGCCAAAAAAGUAUAAUUCUGGAGGCCGUAGCUUCAUUCGACACUUGGGCUUGGCAUGCCUUAUUCGGAGUUGCCGAAUCUCAGAAUGACCUCAAUGUGCUUGGUCAAUCCCCGGUCUUCAACGAUAAGUAUGAUGCUGUUGGAGUUCUGGGUCUUCUCCUGGAGCAAAAACUUACAGCUGCUUUGCGGAUGCUUGCUUAUGGGGCAUUUGCAGAGCAGGUGGAUGAGAUUGCAAGGAUGGGAAAAUCAACUAUCCUAGAGUGCUUGGUGAGAUUCUGUGAUACAGUAAAAAAUCUCUACAUGAGGGAGUACCUUCGCAAACCUACUCCUUGGGACCUCCAAAGGCUUCUGCAAAAAGGUGAGGCUCGAUGUUUCCCAGGAAUGAUUGGAAGCAUCGAUUGCAUGCACUGGCAGUGGAAGAAUUGCCCAACAGGUUGGCAAGGAGACUAUGGAAAUCGAAAGGGCCAAAAAAGUAUAAUUCUGGAGGCCGUAGCUUCAUUCGACACUUGGGCUUGGCAUGCCUUAUUCGGAGUUGCCGAAUCUCAGAAUGACCUCAAUGUGCUUGGUCAAUCCCCGGUCUUCAACGAUGUAUUGCGAGGUCAUUCCCCCCAGAUCACGUACCAAAUCAACAAUACCGUAUACUCUAGUGCGUACUACCUUACCGACGGAAUUUAUCCUAGGUGGACGACAUUCGUGAAAACAAUUCCGAAUCCCCAAUCCGAGAAGGAAAAAAGCUUUGCUGCCUUUCAAGAAAGUAACAGGAAAGACGUGGAAAGGUGUUUCGGUAUCUUGCAAGCUCGUUGGGGUAUUAUUAGGGGUGCUGCUCGGAUGUUUGAUGAGGAG